AACCCAACCGCCGGAGCGGAUCAGCAGCUGAUAUUUGUUGUUGUUGUGACGGUGACGCGGCAGACCGGCCAAGCGGCAAAUGAGUCAGCAACGAUAGCGGUCUUUUUCUUCCGUCGUGGAAAUCUAGGUCUCACAGAAUUUUAACAAACUGUGAUUACCACAUCUUAGCGAAAAUGGCGGUUCCUGCAGCCCCUAACCUGCAGUUGAACACAACAAGACAAAGCAGUCCCGUCAACUCCUCAGAAAAUAACAUCCAUAUCGACGAAAAAGAUUUGGAAAACAUAGCUCAAAACGAAGAGGACGGCACUUCCCUACCUUUGCAUUCUCCCUGGACAUUUUGGCUUGAUAGGUCAUUACCAGGCACAACAGCAGCUGAAUGUGAAUCGAAUCUGAAGAAAAUCUACACAGUGCACACUGUCCAGAGUUUCUGGAGCGUCUAUAACAACAUCCCCCCGGUGACGUGUCUCCCGCUACGCUGCAGUUACCACCUCAUGAGAGGCGAGAGAAGGCCGCUGUGGGAAGAAGAAAGUAAUGCUAAGGGUGGCGUCUGGAAGAUGAAAGUUCCCAAAGAGAGCACUGCUGCAGUAUGGAAGGAGUUGCUAUUAGCUACCAUCGGAGAACAGUUUACUGACUAUUGUGCUUCAGAGGAUGAAGUGGUGGGAGUGAGCGUCAGUGUGCGCGACCGGGAGGACGUGGUUCAAGUGUGGAAUGGAAACGCAUCUUUUGCCACUGAAGCAAACAUAUUAGGAAGAAUCUAUGAGCUUCUUCCACAAAUAUCUUUUAAAGCAGUAUUUUAUAAGCCACACAUGGAGCAUCAUGCGUUUGAAGGAGGUCGCUCAAGGCAUUAGCAGGCUUUGCACAUUUAGCCAUUCUUCCCCUUUUUUGUAAUUUUUUGGACGGUUUCAAGAAAGACGGACUGAACUUUAUCCUCUCCAGAACACUACUGUCUAAGUUCAGACGUUUCAGUUUUGUGAUCACCGCGUCGGCCUGGGAAACAGAACAUGUUACGGCUUCUUCAUCAUGGGCUUUUUGAGUUGACAACUUUCAUCUCAUUUUAUCAGCAAUACCGAAAAGGAGAGCACUCAACAGUAGCAUGUGUACUAUAUUUUACUCCAGUAGGGGGCACUAUUCCCAGUUCACUGCUUCAGGACGGUUCACUUUGUAGAUGCA
Sardina pilchardus (European sardine) is the source of this 1170-nucleotide messenger RNA. RefSeq names its product eukaryotic translation initiation factor 4E family member 3 (gene eif4e3). Gene Ontology annotation, cellular component: eukaryotic translation initiation factor 4F complex. Bases 174 to 848 code for a protein of 224 amino acids. The transcript has 7 exons. Gene Ontology annotation, molecular function: translation initiation factor activity; RNA 7-methylguanosine cap binding. Lineage: Eukaryota; Metazoa; Chordata; Actinopteri; Clupeiformes; Clupeidae. The record is from RefSeq and is a predicted model, not a curated record. Gene Ontology annotation, biological process: translational initiation.